AAACUGCCUGGUUUAAAACCAGUUCUUUGGCUAGCCUCUGUACCUGAUGGCCAUGCUAUGGAUUGUGUAGUAGGACAUGGAAUAGCUCUUGGUCAGCAAAUUCCACUUAUAAAGAAAAAUCCAAAUUACAGUCAUUGCAAAUGGAUUCAAGUUGUCCAUACUGCCCCUGAAGAAAUUGGCAUGUACAAAAACAUUUCUGAAGGUCAACAAAUGCAGCAAACAGAGAUAGAACUAUGUGAAAUGGCUGAUCAAGUUGUAACAAUUGGCCUCAAGCUAACUGAAGCAUAUAAGAACCAACUCGGAAAAAAAGAUGUUUUUAACCUGACGCCAAGCAUUCUCUCUGAAUUUUCAGAUGUGCAGCAAGCUAGUGAUGAAAGAAGAACAUUUUGUGCCUUGGUUAUUGAGAGUGGUGAUAGUGAAGAUUUUGAUGUUAAAGGAUACAAAAUUGCAGCAAAAGCUAUUGCUAACCUGAAGGAUAAAUCAUACCAACUCAAGUUUGCUUCUAAACAGAGUGGAAAAGAAGAUGAAUUAAAACACAAGUUACUUCAGUGUGGUAUUGAUCAUAAUCAGCUAAUUAUCUGCAGCUUUGAUGAAAACAGGAAAACGUUAGCUAACUUAUUCAAUAUGGUGGAUAUUGUUCUAUUGCCCUCAAAAACUGAGGGAUUUGGGUUGAGUGCUCUCAAAGCCAUAUCUGCUGGUCUUCCAGUACUUGUCAGUGGUAACUCAGGAAUUGCAGAAGCCUUAAGGGAGGUGCCUAAUGGGUCCCAGUUUAUAGUGGAUUCAGAGGAUCCUGCAGACUGGGCCAGAGCAAUAAAAGUUGUGCGUAACAAAAAAAGGAAUGUACGACUUAGAGAGGCUAAGAUUCUCCGUGGAAACUAUUUGCAGCAGUUCAGCUGGGAGGAGCAUUGUGAUUUCCUUGUUACAAAGAUGUGCAAUCUAGCAUUUGGUGGUGAAAUGAAUAUUAAGGUUGAUGUGGAUGUCUUGGAACCUGAAAGACAGAAUAUGCAGACUGGCAUGUUGGCAACAGAGUCUGUCAGAUGCCAAGAAGUUCAGCAGCCAAUGGCAUCUGCUACAUUAACUGCAUCUGGAAGUGUGUCCUAUUCAAAGAAAGAACAUCUCAAGGCCUUUGAAAAGGAAAUCUUUCUAUCAAUUAUGCAAAAUUAUCUCCAGACCACACCACCACAGUCCCCUGAAGAGCACAACAGGUUCAAGGAAUACAUGAAAGAACUGAAGCUCAUCAUUUCUGAUACCUCUGUAGGAAGUUUAGUGAUAACAGUGAAGUGUGAAUCUCUAAUGAUCUUGGAGAACUUGUGGACAGAUUACUCAUCUGGUCAUCUUGGUGAAGUGGUUCAGAAUUGUUUUGUAACUGAGAAGAUCUUGAAGGAACUGAACCUGGCUGAACUGAGGCUGAAGACAACAAUGGACAUAGAAGAGUACAAUGCAUGCAAAAUGUUCUUUGAGAAAGAUGCACUUAGAGAAGCCCUAUCCUCUGAAUUCCGCUCCACAAGUUCAACCAGUGAAAGUCCACAAAAAAAAGAACAAUGGGAAAAAAGUGAACAGAAGACAAAGAUUAUGGAGACAGCAAAAUUGGAAGCUGAACACAACAAUGGACAUAGAAGAGAACAAUGCAUAUACAAACUGUACUUUCUUGAGAAGGAUGCACUCAGAGGUCAGUUGAAAGAAAGAAAAAGGCCUGGUCCUUUGGAAAAAUGUUUUGAAUGA
Pocillopora verrucosa is the source of this 1722-nucleotide messenger RNA. The record is from RefSeq and is a predicted model, not a curated record. Lineage: Eukaryota; Metazoa; Cnidaria; Anthozoa; Scleractinia; Pocilloporidae.